CGGGGUGGGGGGAAGCGAUGUUUGCCCGUCAGUCGAGUCCGGAGUGAGGAGCACGGGUGCCGGAGCGGAGAGAGAGUCUCGGGCCACAGCUUGCCGCCGCCACGGCCACCGCCUGGACGUCUGCCCGGAGGGAGCCGCACAAGGUCGGCGGCCGCGGUCCUCGGGAGGGCUUCGAGACCGGGGCCCCGGACCUCCGUCUGGGAGGGAUUUUUCGUCGCCCCCCCUCCCCCCGCGAGGGAGCCGGAGCGGCCGCCAAACAAAGGUACCAGUCGCCGCCACGGGAGGAGGAGGAGCCGGAGCCCCGGCCGCCGGCGGACCCGCAGCUUCUUCGCCAUCUCUUCCCCCGGGCCUGCUGGUGUUGGGGGGGGAGGCGGAGCGGGGGACUCCGGCCGCAGGGCUCGGACCUCGUCUGCGCCGGAGGUGCAGGUGAAGCUGGUGUCGCCGUGGGGAUCGCGGCCCCAGAGUCACCAUGAAGGCCCUCGAUGAGCCUCCCUAUUUGACAGUGGGCACUGAUGUGAGUGCCAAAUACAGAGGAGCCUUUUGUGAAGCCAAGAUCAAGACUGCAAAAAGACUUGUCAAAGUCAAGGUGACCUUUAGACAUGAUUCUUCAACAGUGGAGGUUCAGGAUCACCACAUCAAGGGCCCACUGAAGGUGGGAGCUAUUGUGGAAGUGAAGAAUCUUGAUGGUGCCUAUCAGGAAGCUGUUAUCAAUAAACUGACAGAUGCAAGUUGGUACACUGUAGUUUUUGAUGAUGGAGAUGAGAAGACACUGAGACGAUCUUCGUUGUGCUUGAAAGGAGAGAGGCAUUUUGCUGAAAGUGAAACACUAGACCAGCUCCCACUCACCAACCCUGAGCAUUUUGGCACUCCAGUCAUAGGAAAGAAAACAAAUAGAGGAAGAAGAUCUAAUCAUAUAGGACCAGAGUUUAUUUCCAGUACUCACAUUGGGCAACUACUGUAACUUCAGCUCCAGGGGAUUCAAUGACUUGGCUUCCAUGGUUGUCUUCCCUUACUGCUGUACACGCAUGGAUACUUAACACACACACACACACGUAAAUAAACAAAUUAAUAAAAUUUGAGAUUAAGGAAAUUAUUUUAAGACACAGGAAGGAGAACUGGGGCUUGAGCUCACCUUUGUCCCACAGGCUUUUCUUGUUCAGCUGAAAAAUUUGAUUUUGCUUAGCUAGAGUACUUCAGUUACUUUCCAAAUUAAUUUUAAAUGUAAAUAAACUCUCAUUUGAGGACUGAAAUUAGAAGACCACUAAUCAUUGCCUUGAAAAAAUAUUUAUUGCUACCUAUUUUCCUAUCUUACUGUAAUUUGAUUUAUGCAUUUAUUCUCUGAAUCUUCUAAAAAAUGUUUUCUUUAGUUGUCAGAAAAUUUGUCUUGUUACUUUGCUGGUGAAUUGAUUAUUUUUUAGUAUACUUGAGUUACAGCUUUUUUUUUUUUUAAAUUCUUCUCUGUAUGACAUUUUAAAAUUGGAUAUUUCAAACAGAGGAAAAUAACCUGAAAAUAAAUGUUAGGUCUGAUGCAGUAGCACAUGCUCUUAAAACCAGCACCUGGGAGGCAGAGGCAUGCGGAUCUCUAAGUUCUAGAUCAGCCCAGACUACAUAGUAACACUGUGCCUUAAAAAGAAAGAAAAGAGAAAAAGUAUGGUGGUAUUAGUAAGAAUGACCUUCAUUGUGAAUAUUAUUUGUAAUUCUGAUGUGCUGUCUUUGAAUUUUGAGAGGAUUAUUACAUUGCCACAAAGUAUUCAUUGGAGCAUGUGAAUUGUGGAAUGUUUUAAUAGCUUUGAAAAUUAAUAAGUUAAUGUUUUAUCAUUGAUCAUUAGUCUUCCUAUAAUUUUUUAGAGUAUAUUCAUGUUUUAAUAACUAACUGGUGAUACCAGAGUGGUGAGUGUGAAACAUCAGAUAAUCUCAUUAGUGGUGAUUGUAGUUAUCUAGUUAGCUCAGUGCGAGCACAGAGCCUGAUGGCCUGAGUUUGUAUGUCCUGCCACUUGCUGCUGUGUGGCUUUAGCAGGUUAAUCUUCUCAUGCUGUGCUUCAGUUUUUAUCUGUAACUAAAUUAAUUUAUAUUAUAAAUUAAUGUAUGCAUGUGCACACACACGUACACACACAGUUUAUAUAUGAAGUUUAUAUAUGAUUUAUAUAUGAUUUGGGCUUUCAGGUUUGAGGCUAUUUGGAUAGACUUUACUGAGCUUUCCCAGUGUAAAGCCUAGAAUGCAAGGACUAAAUAGAAUUACCAUGUACUUACAUGUAAACAUAUCAGGAUCAAAUGUCAGUAUGUAAAGAAAUCUCCCCCCCUGGGUGUCCUGAAUGUCCUGGAACUCACAGAGAUACACUGCCCUCUACCUGCGAUUUAAGGUAUUCAUCACCACCAUUCAGCUAAGAAUAUUUUUUUUUAAUUUUGAAAAUUGCAGUAAAAUUUCAAUAUUUUUUCCAUUUUACAGAUAUCCCAGAAAUGAAAGAAUAAAUUCAAAAUAGGUUUAAUAUGGAAUAUCACAUAGAUUUGAUCUAUUAAGAUGGCUAAAAGAUCUAUUAGAAAGUCUUUAAUGUUAAAGAAAAAACAGUUCUACAUUGAACAUAAGAAUGAAUUUUGUAGGUGCUGCUUCUUAUUAACUUGUCAAAUCAGUAGUUUUUAGUUUUUCUCUUAAGAACCUCAGCAUGCAGUGAGAGAUGGGCUUUGGGAUUGUGUUAGACAUGUGUGACAUCUGAAAACAGGCGGUUUUGAGAUGAAGCCCACUCCUGUUACUGGUUUUACUAGCUGUUGCUCACCUCUCACUGUUGUGGUUGGUUGGUUUCACUGCUGAGGGUUCUCACAGUUCUUGCUUGGUGUUUUCUGCCUUAGUUUAUGAGCAUCGUAAACAGAUAUCACAGUUUGAAAUUUUCAUCUCUUUACCUACAUUUCCUCAGAGUUCAUUCUCCUGUUUCUUAUCUCUACAACAAAUUUUUGGACCUAAAUCUUAAGGGAGUUCUUGUGACCUUCAUUUCCUUUUCAAUUACUCUAUUGAAAAAGGUCUUUAUUGUAGUUGUAACAAUGGUCAUUUCAAAUAUAUUGUUAGCCAGGCAUGAUAUGGCGAUUACUUGUCAUCCUAGCUCUUGGGAGGCUGAAGCAGAUAGAUAGCAAAAUUUGCAACCAACCUGGGAUAUAUAAUGAGACCUUGCUACAAACAACCAAAAUAAGCAAUGUCUUUUUGUACAAAUGUAAGGUUAUAUUUCCCUAGGUUUCUCAGGGCUUCAUUGUCCCAAUAUUGUAGAACUACCUUUGUUUUUUCUUUUAGCAACUUUAAAUCCACACACCAGCUAAUCUGCCACCAUUUAUUCUGAAAUUGACUGUUUUGAUAUCUUCCCCUUAAUUUAACGCCUGCCUUUAGUUGAUCCUAAUUAAGUUCAAGAUGACUUUGUAAUUAUUUAACAAUAACUUAGUUGUUAUUGUUCUUACUGUGUAACUGAACUGAGUUUUAUCCUUACUAUGUUCCUAUUCUGGGCAGAGGUUUAUGUUUUAUUCUGCCUAAAAAAAUGCAAUGUUUAGAAUUAUAGACUGUUUCCAUACUUUUCUCCUCUAAUUUUGCUACUGUUUUUCUUUUUAAUAAUCGGUUUAAAGUCUGUUUAACUGGUAGAAUAAGAAGACAAGCUUCUGCUGUCACUUCCCAUCAGAGGACGAAUAAAGCCUAACAAAAUUUGCGAUGAUUUUUUUUUCCUAAUAAAGGUUAUUUAUGAGUGUAAGUUUUACCCAAUGACAGUGCUAACAGUUUUCUGGAAAAUGAAUGUCUUAAUUACAUAGUUACAGAUCUGUGACUUUAGUUUGCAUAUUAUAAACCUUUUACAAAUUUAUUAGUUACAGUUUUAAGUGUGUUCACAAGAUUAUGCAACAGUUGCUAACUUUGCUGCUGUCUGAUUUCAAAAGAUAUUUUUAGUAUUUUUUGUACCUUUUUUAAAAACAAAGAUCAGAUUAUAUUUUCUUUUUCUUCCUAAGUGUAACUUCUAAAACAUCAUCAGAUUUUCUCAGCAUGUGCAUAUCUAGCUUGAUUCCUUUAAUAGAGCCACUUGAUCUAAAUUUUGCAGUACCAUAUAUCAGCAUUUGUUGUUGUUAGAGUUUGUUUGGUUUUUUAAAUCUUGCUAGUCUUACCUACCUUAGUGUGUAUCCUUGACUUGCCAUGCUCACACUGCUUUUCUCCUAUCUAGUUGAAUAGAUUUUCCAUUAAUAUUUCAAAAGUAAAA
Microtus oregoni (creeping vole) is the source of this 4217-nucleotide messenger RNA. It is a transcript of the gene Arid4b, whose product is annotated as AT-rich interaction domain 4B. Gene Ontology annotation, cellular component: nucleus. Gene Ontology annotation, molecular function: transcription cis-regulatory region binding. The coding region runs from base 470 to 961 and encodes 163 amino acids. NCBI's taxonomy places the organism in Eukaryota, Metazoa, Chordata, Mammalia, Rodentia, Cricetidae. The transcript has 8 exons. Gene Ontology annotation, biological process: regulation of transcription by RNA polymerase II. The record is from RefSeq and is a predicted model, not a curated record.